AUGAACGAUAAUCGACUGCUGUUGGCUUUGCUGACUCGGAUUUCUGACAAGUUGCCAGUGGCUUCGGGUCUGUCACUGUCGUUCCUAUCGUCGGAUCCCAUCUUCAUUCAAAACAUUUCUUGGGUAUAUGAGCUUGCUCCAUGGAAAAUUCAUGAUAUUAUCAAAGGUCUAAUUGGUACUCUAGACAAUAUCAUAAAAACCGAAGAUCAUGCGAUUGCAAGCCAAAACUCUCAACUGUCCUAUCUUGCUUCCCAAUCUCAGCUUAUUAUAUUGAAAAUUAUUGCCAACUGUCUUGCUCGUUCAUGGUCACUCCAUCGCCAAAAUACUGCAAAGAAAUCUCAACCUUCUUCUUCUGUCACAUCGAUUCCAAAUAUGAUUGCAUUGGGCCAUGAUAAAUUGAGAUACACUGAAAGCUCCCAGAGUACUGAAAUGCUCGAAUUUAAUCGAUCUCCAUUGCUUCGUAGCAAAUUGUCUGUUCGCAAUACUGGAAAUUCCAACGCGAAUCCUUCAUUUUCUCAGUUCUCUUCAAUGGGCAGCACAUCUCAUCUUGCAUCACCCCAGUAUUUGGAGGGGAAAUCAACUGUAGACAAUCUUGUUGAUCCUCCUCGUUUUGACGAGCCCACUGCUAUCCUACUACUUGACCAGGCUUUGAGGUUCUAUCAAACACCCAUGGCUAAUAUCAAUCUGGACACAUACUCUCAUUCGUCUGUGUCGGCUAAUUCACAAUUUAGCAACAUGGAGUCUUCAUUUGAAAAAUUUGGAAAUAUUUCUUCUCGGAUUGGUUUGUCGAGUUUUUUCAAAUCUCUUCCAUUGCGCAUGUCGGAUGAAGUUGUUAUUCAAUCUCUCCUAUCUCUCCAAUCUCUUGAUGCUGAAAGCAUCGAAUUUGAGCUAGAGCGUACUGCAGCUUUGGUCAUUUACUAUUUGUCUGCUUCAAACUGGGGAAUUAUUUUGGCAAGACUAAAAAGCAAAAUAUCGUCAUUUUAUUCAAAUCCGUCUGGUGCUGGUGGCAUGAUGUCUCAUAUGAGCGGAUCAAAAGGUGACACGGGGGAUAUCAAUUUGGCAGAUUUAAGGAUGCUGGAGUGCUGCAAUUUGGAUAUUAACCGACUAUCAACUGCGCUUGCUGAAAUCACGCCACAUUUAAAGAUUUUUCAUAAAAAGGCCAUGGCUGUUGCAGUGGUAGGUGUACGACGAGCUAUUUGGAAUUGGAUCGAGGCUUUUCCUAUUGAAUUUGCCAGUCUUUUACAAAGUCGGAAAAAUCUUGACGGACAUCCUGAAGUACUGUUUGAUUUCCUACACGUGAAUGCUGACUCGAGCAGAAAAAAGAAUCUUUAUUGGCCCACUCAAACUAUACUUCUUUUGCUUUCUGCCGAGGAUUUGUUUGCAUAUACCAACACUGGCUCGUCGGGUGCUUCUCUUGCAAAAAAAAUACAAUUUUUGGAAAGCCUAAAAAAGGCAGUCAAGUCGAGCAGAAGUUACGACACUGCUGUGUUAUGCUACACCGAUCUGUGCAAAGCAGCCACGUUUGCUAGUAAAUCCGAUGGUGCAUCCUUGCGUAUUCUUGUUGGAUCAUUUGAAACUGAGCUCAAGGAAAAACUGUUUGAUCCGCUACGCUCUAUUUCAUUGUCCGUAGAAGAUGGUGGCACAAUCGAUGAAGAUUUACUUGCAGAAUGUCUGACAUCCUUAUUCAAGCUCAAUCCGCUUAAUACUUUGCGAAGCGUAUACCCUGUGCUAGUUGAACCUGGCGUUCCGCCGCUAUACCGUAUAUUGUUUAUGAAGAGCUGUGCCAAUUUAGUUGCUGAUACUGCCCCGCUUCCAUGGAACCCUCCAAUCGAUGUUGCACUUGCUGACUACAUUCGUCAUUUGUUUUUGGAAUAUGUUGGACGAGAUAAACAUGGUGAUGUCAAAGCUUAUCGUCAGUUUCUCAAAGUCCAACGCGACCGCCGUAUGCGCAAGAUGCAGGCAGAGGAAACAGAGCGCUCUGAAAUUAUUUUAAACGCUUUACAAUGUUGGGGAGCCAGUCCCACGCUUGCUAUUGUUCGUGACACUUCAGUAAUUACCCCUGAUGAAUUGCUCACCAUGAUGCAAGCCAUUACUGCAUGUUUACUUGAUCCUAUGGAGGCUAUUCGAAAUGCUGCAUCUCAGGCUCUUCUCCGGCUUUUUGACCCGCAGUUUAUCAGUCAUUGGGAUGGAUGUCGACCUGACUGGAGAUUUGAUUCUGACACGCACGCACCUACUGAAUUGAGUAUGCGAAUUUUUUGGCGCACAAGUUCAGCUGUUAUGCUUUCUAUUGCUCGCCAACUUCUCGAUAUUCACGCACAAACAGAUAUUGACGUGGAUAUUGUGCUUGAAAUUGUUUCUCUUCUUUGCGAUUUGCUAUUUUCACGCAACCAGUUUUUGAAACUCAGACAAGACAGCAUAGCUUCAUCCUUUGGCUGCGCUAUUCAAGAACGAUUUGCUGCAAGUGUAUCCAUGGAGAUCUCACUACUGUUUUUGAUUUGCUCGCCUGAACAAGCCGUUUUUAGGGUUGCUACAGUCUGCUUCCAGCGGCUUGUGGAAGAAGCAGAAAUUACUGGCGAAGCAAAUGAUUUACUCACUCUUGGUGGUGCUGGUGAUACGGUGCCUUGGUUAAAUGCAAGUAUUGGAAAUCUUACAAACAAUACAGAAUCUGCGGCUGGUCCAAAAACAAGCAGUGCGUCUUUAUUGCCAGGAAAUGCAUUUUUUCAGCCAUCAGCGACUGCCACGGCUGUUGGAUUCAUGCCUGUAUUUCCCAUCGUUCUUAAUUUAGCAGUGUAUCGCGGUCUUUCAAACUUAUUUGAUGGCUCCCACUCAGAAAAAAAUAUUCUUAUUAUGGGUAACAAGGCUCAACAAAAAGCGCUGCGUAAGAUACUGCAGUUAACUGAAAGGCCCACACCAGGAAACCUUGGCGCUUGGGAGGAGGUAUAUCGUCGAUGGCAUAUUUUAUCCCAGAAUAUUCUUAAAAUGAAUAUACCCAUCAGUUCUCCCAUCAACACGGGUGGGCUUACUGGACCAGGUGAUAAACUGAUUUCAGCAAAACUCAACAUAGACGACGAAGAGGAAUCGGUCAAGAUUGGAAGGUAUGCCAGACUGAAGGGAUCCAUUCGUGUCGGAAAUGAGUACACAAGUACUGGUAUGCCUGGAUCAACUGGUACCAAUCAAGGUAUAAGAAGUGGUUCAGACCUGUUGUUUGGGAUUGGCGAGGACCAAGCUGAAUGGCACAAUUAUACUGGGUUUCUAUGCUCACUGGGAAAUGUCUGUCUUUUGGCAAGCCAGCAGGUUAUUUCAACUUCUGUAAAUCCUUCAAGCGGAGCAAACAUUCUUGGCAAUGGAGUCUCUAGCUUUGCUCCAGCUGCAUCUUCUCCUAGCAGCUCAUUACAGCCUUCUACCAACGCGCCAUCUAACCCACAGACAGUUGGGUUGGCUUCCCCAAGUACUUUUUCCGGUAGCCAUUCUGGUGGAUUGGAUAGAAUACUAACACUUAACAAGUCGCAAAUGAUUUCUGCUCAACCUGCUCGUGUGUCGAGUCUUCUUGGAUCUGCAGAGAAACCCAAAUUGAAUUCGGUGGUUUCAUCUGAUGACACACCAGUGCAACCAAACUCUUUGGCAUUUGGCAAUGCUUUUUCAGAUUCGAAUUCGGCCCAAGCAGAAUCUCUUGCUGCCAUCAACUGGGGAACGUCAGUCAACUCUCAACUCACAGUGUCAUACAGCCGUGCAAAGCAAACUGUUGAGCGGUUUGUGCGUGAACUUGUCGAGUUGAUGAUACACACAGGUCCAGUGAUUCGAGAUACUGUUCGCGAGUUGCUAGCCACAGAAGCAUCUGGCGGGCUUUAUGCAAUUUUAUUCAUGUAUUUUGAGCGAUCUUUGACAAGCAUUUUUUCUACUGGUGCACAGGACAUAUGCUCGGAGCGAAACGUUAUUCUUAUUGAAACAAUUGUAAUCAUUACGCGAUCAGUGCUAGAUCGAUCUGAAGAUCUCUACAGUGAAAACUCUGGAGCAGGUGAGACGGGCACUCUGUCUUCUGCUGUACAGUUAUCACUCUACUCCAUUGAUUUUGCUUGGAUCAUUAUCCACUUGGCAAAGUUUGUAAACCGUAUGGCAAUAGUACCCUCACAGGCUUUAUCUGCCACGCGUAUCAAGAUCCGUAUUUGCCAGCUGUUGGAGCAUCUUCAUCAACGUCGGGGCACUGUUGGCAUCAAACAGGAUGUGCUGUUUAGAAACCAUAUGGUGCAGGUACUUUUGGAAUGGAACUCUGAAUUUAGUAUCAAAACUAGUGAUCAAAGUCAGCACCAGCCAAUGCAGAUGGCUGAGGGUAUGAUGAAGAUCAAUGCAGAGCUGGAUGGCAUGACGAUAAUGGCCAUUGUGUCACUUUUGGAUGGUCUUCCAUUAGUUCCUGUCAACGAAUCCAACGGUGUUUUGAUUGAGACUGAUGAUGACGAGGAAAACAAUGCCAAAUCAAAACUGUUUUCAACCAAUCUGACAUUUUUCCUCAAGGUAUUGCAAACAUGUAAAGUUGUAGAGGGCAUAGAUUCGGUUCGGCAGCAGAUAUCACCAGAGCUUCGAAUUCUGAUCAACAAGUCCAAGGAAAGCGCACAGCAUUUGAGUCUUUUAAAGGAUAACACAAUUCUUGCCUUGUCAAAUUUAAUCUCUGCAAAUAUCAAGGCUGGACUAAAGUAUUCCUUGUCCAUUGCAUACUACGAUGAUACCAAGACACGCGCUGCUUUUAUGCACGUAUUGGCAAAUAUUCUUGAUGGAGGCAGUGUUUCUGGGCUACUUAAUGGCGAAUGGCAUGAUAACAAGUACACCAAACUGUUGGAAUUACUUACAGAUGACGAGUUGGCUAUUGUACUCACGCUCUGUGAUGUUACCUCGUCCAAUGACAUUGAUGAUAUUGCAACUGCUUUACUGGAUAUUUUUGAAAAGUUUGGCAAAGCUUCCAAGUUGAUAUCUACAGUGAUCGAGGACGAAAUUCAGCACACGGACGUUGCUGCCGGAAUUUUUCGAAGAAAUAGUAUUGCAACAAAAUUAUUGACGCUGUAUGCCCGUAAUGAAGCGCAAGACUUUUUGUAUGUUACUCUUAGGCCAAUUAUUCGUACUCUAUCAGAGAUGAACCCACCCUUGUCAUUUGAAAUUGAUCCAUCAAGAGUAGACCAAGGCGAAAAUCUCUCGACCAACAUGUCGAAUCUCCGAUCUGUCACUCAAGACUUUUUGACCAACAUCUUUGGCAAUGUAGCACAUUUUCCUGUCAAGCUGAGACUUAUUUGUGCCAAGGUAUCAGAAUCGGUUACAAGCAAAUUUCCAAGUGCUGGACUUUUGGGCGUAGGAGCUUUUGUGUUUUUGCGAUUUAUUUGUCCCGCUAUUGUUGCACCAGAAGCCCAUAAUCUUACACGCACACCUAUUCACCAAAAGGAACUGCGGCGUGGUUUGAUUCUUAUAACAAAAGUUGUGCAAAAUUUGGCCAAUUGUGUCUUGUUUGGCGCAAAGGAAGCUUUUAUGAUCAGUCUCAAUGGACUAUUAGAGACCAAUCAAGAUGCAGUUCGUGCAUUCUUGUCCGAGAUAUCUACAUCUGUAUCACCAGAUCGGUCCAUUGAUGAUCUUGCAAUUGCUGUUCAAACUGAAGAGCUUACUGCGCGUGCUGUUGUUCUUCACAGACAGCUGGAAAAUUACUACACCAAGAUGGAGCGAUCAGUCACCACAAGUGUUGUAGAGAGUCAGUCCAUUCCUAAUGUGAGCAAGUAUGGCACAUUUAGAGGAGGGAAGCAUUUUAGUCUUUCGGGAGUACUUGAAACAGAGUCUUGUGGAGAUGACAAUGGGUCUGUGGAUGAUUUGAACGGACCGCUGGCAAUUAAUACCAGGAUGUCAUCAUUGGAAAUACUAGCCCCGCAUACUAUUUCAGGUGUUGGCGGUAGUCCUAAUUUGAAAAAAGCUGCUCUGGAUCAGUUAUCGAUUAUUUUGGCACAACUAGGGCCUGCACCUCUGAUUUCAGAUACCAUUGUGUUCAAGGGAGCGACUGGGGGUCACUUGCGCAACGGAUCGAUUUCAGAAUCGGGUCAUUUGGAACUUAUGCCUAAAGAUGCAUCAACCAGGUCAAACACAAGCAAAGCAUUGCAAGAAUUCAUGCGCCGUCAAGCUGCACUUCCAACCAAGCCAUCCGUAGUAAAGUAUGUUAAAGAACAACGUGUAUUUUACGAGUCUGGUACAUCCAUUGAUGGGCGACCUGUGCUUUACUUUAUUGUUUGCAAAGUCCAACCUGAAUCGAUUGAUAUGAGCAUGCUCAUUCACGUUCUUAUUGAGCAAUGUGCAAACCUAAUCACAAAGCCUUUUGAUCUGCUUGUUGAUUUAUCAUUUGCUGGCCGAGAGCAUCAGUGGCAAUUGGAGACCUUGCAUACGCUUGAAAAGAUGUUCCCCAUAGAGGCUAGACAAAAUCUACACACAAUCUUUUUUUUGCAUGCCAACACUUACUUUAAGGUUAUGGCAAAGCACGCACCACGACUGUUGCAUAGUCGGAUGGCCAAACGAACUGUAUUUUGCUCGAGUAUCAAGGAUCUAUACGAGUUUAUUGCCAAGGAGAAACUGCAUCUUCCAAAAACUACUUUGAAUAUAUAUGACCAUGAGUUGACCACAUUCACGCAGACUCAGGUGCAUCUAUUCAAGGGAUCAUCGAUUGGAGUGACGUUGUCUAUUUCACAAAGUGUGUUGAUUUUGCUCAUGGCAAAAAAACAGGAGCUUAUGGGCUUGCAACCUCCUAUUGUUGAUAUUUUUCAUGUGUCGGAUAUUCGCGAUGUUGGCGUGUCUUGUACUGAUCCCAAGAAUAGCGAUACAGAGUUUUACGUCAAGUUUCACGAAAAGCACGGAACGGUCAAUACUAUGCAAACAGGAAAUGCCACAAUCAUUUACUUGUCUUCACCAAGAAGAGAUACGAUUUUGCAAGUAUUGAGGUCAGCUGUUGCUCGGUUCCAGCUGUCUAGACCACCCGUUAAUGCUGACGAACGGAAUGUGUCACCACGCGAUUUGCCUGGAACCUUGUUGAAUAUUGCUUUUUUGAAUCUGUGCAGUGAGGAGCCUGCUCUUCGUGUUGCUAGCUACGAUCUCCUCUGUGCGAUUGUAAAUGGAUUUGGGUUCAAUGCUGGUGUACACCUCCACAGCACCAAAGGGCUUGCGAUUCCGUUCAACUCGCAUCGAUUUGUACAGGACAUUAGUACGGCUCUUGCAAAAUCUGAAAUUGCAUUGACAUUCGAGUUUGUCGCUGAAGGACUUUUAGGAUAUUCACGUAUCAGUCGAGAACUUCAGAUGCAUAUGCUAAACUACAUUUUGCCCUGGUUACCUAAUUUAGUUGUAUACCUUACACCCACUGAUUCAAUUCAAAGCCCUGCUCAAGUGACAGAGUCCCGCAACAAAGUCAUUCAAGUCUUGACAUCGUUGAUCCAUCUUACAUUGAAGGAGCGAGAGAAUUUUUUAGCAAUCCAAACGUAUAUAUGGAGUGUUCUUGGACAACACGAGCUCUUGAUACCAUUUAUCAUUGAUCUGUUUAUUGACACGGCGAAGCAGUUACCAUUUGGCGCUAGUGAAACGGAAGUGUUGGCAAAUACCCUGAUCACUCUUGCGGCACGAAAUGGUCAUAUUGUUGCAGGAUUAAUUAUCAAAGCUCUUAGACAGGCUUUAACAUCUACCGCCAUCAAACCCCGUACCUCGAUUGUUGAUCAUACAGCAUGGCCUCUUGUGCAAGUUCUACUACGAUUUGUUCUUAUGCUGUCAUUUGAUGAUAAACUGUGUCUUCAACUGUAUAUUGCGGACCUGUUUCAUGCACUUACGUUGGUGGUUGGACUUGGGUCACCGAUUCUUCGCCGUACUAUUCAUGGAAUCAUUAUGAACACCUUGCAAAUUUUAUUAAGCAGCGCUGGACGAAGCGAAACGAGUAUCUCUGGAUUGCAUGUGGCCUUGGAUAAAUUCCACGAUCCUAAAUAUGCAAGAUUAUUUGGGUUAUCCACUCAGCAUAUUUCGUCUACUAUGCAGUCUAGCACAUCUUUUGGUCGUAUUCGACCAGAUCAAUUUCGUCAUUUCAUCACUCCUGCAUUUGUAUUCAACAGUGAAACAGUUCAAGGUGAACUCGUGCGUGACUUGGCUCUUCCUGACAUUGAUUUCUUUGUCAGCACCUUGAUUGAUAUUGUUUCCUAUGGAGCCUCAUCGGUGGAAGUCUGUGCCACAUGGAAAACCAGGUGGAUCUCACUUGCUGCACGAUCAGCCUUUGAAGACAAUUUUACGGCACAAACUCGUUCAUUCAUUAUGAUUGGAUCACUGGCAAAAGAAGGAUUUGAUAGUGAUUUACUAUAUCAAACACUAGUUGCUUUGCGGUCAGCUUUACUUCGGUUUGAGGACAACAAACCGCAUUUGGUGCAAAGUGUCGUCAUGUGUUUAUGCAAUUCGCUAUAUAGUGCGCCUGCUCACGAGCAUAUUAUUGUACCACUGUUUUGGCUAGGCAUUGGACUUGUUCAAGUUGGAUAUAUUCCAUUUUUCCAUAGCGGACUAGAUCUCUUGAAUGUAGUUUUGCGAUUAGUUGAAGAAAACCCCAAACUGCGAGGAACUACGCUCACCAAGAUGUUGCUUAAUGGUCGUGUGCUGAUUCAUGAAGAAGCUGUAAAACUCGAUCACGAAACACAGAUUUAUUUUGGCGAAUAUCUUUCCUUUUCAAUUGCCGGUACACUGCUCAAGGGUAUUUGCAAUCCAGCGCUUAAGCAACGUACAACUAAAGUUUUAAGCAUGCUGCUGCAAAUGUCAUCUGUUCAGUCGGAUACUAUACAUGCAUCCAAAUCCACCACUGGCGACCCAGCGUUUCCACCGUCCCAUGACGCCAAAGCAAACAACUUUGCAAAAGACUCCUUGGGAUACGUGAUUGCACUUUUACCCACCUCUGAACGACCGGAUGCGCUCUUGUCUUUGGCAGGUAUUACUAGAUAUGAAAACGAUGGCGACUCUCAAGGGGAAAUUGACGAUUCAGGCGGAUCUGAAGAAUUUCUAUCGGGUAUACAGCAACCUGUUUCAGCCUUUUCUGCAGUUGGUAAAGCAAAUGCUAUUGGAAAUGGCAGCGAUAAUCUUAUUUAUGGUGGACCGACUUGGCGUAAUCGACUGCUUAAAAUGGUACCGUUGGACGAUCCUACGGUGUCGGCACUCAUGCUUGGACUGUUGCAGGUCUUGCUUCAGGCAAGCGAGUUUGAACCCGAGAUGUUGCAGAUUUACCGGUUGCUUGCUGCUAUUGCAUGCCAAUCGCCCACGGUGUUUUAUCCAUUAUAUGUGCGCCUCAUUUCACGACUCUCCAACAUUAUGCUAACGACCAAGUCGCCACAACUAAGCUACCUUGUUCAUGCAAUUUUCCAAUCCAUGGCCACUCACUCUGGCCUUGAGCGCCAAGGACCCCAGUCGACCAACAUUGCUAUCCAGCCUAUUUCUUCUUCACAUUUUUCACUCAACCAAGCAGAGGAUUUGGGCGAUAUCAUUGGACGUAAUGGACUGACUGGACUGCUUACUGCACUUAGUCCUGAGCAGCAAUUGUCAAAGAUUACAAAAAUGCGACGUGUUAUGGCUUUAUGUGAAAUCAUCAAUUUGAUUGACAAGACUGCGUCGUUCUAAAUUUUGAAACUCACCUUUAUAUAGAUACUCCACCUUUCCCCUAUAGAUACUCUUUCCACCCCUCACUGUCAUUUUGUCUGAGAUUUACAAAUUCAACACUGAAUAUAUUGAAAAAUAUUGAAAUGG
Messenger RNA from Batrachochytrium dendrobatidis JAM81, 9765 nucleotides. RefSeq lists its product as uncharacterized. Lineage: Eukaryota; Fungi; Chytridiomycota; Chytridiomycetes; Rhizophydiales. The transcript is spliced from 5 exons. Gene Ontology annotation, biological process: regulation of GTPase activity. The coding region runs from base 1 to 9639 and encodes 3212 amino acids. The record is from RefSeq and is a predicted model, not a curated record.